Molecule: messenger RNA, 1088 nt
Organism: Toxorhynchites rutilus septentrionalis
Lineage: Eukaryota; Metazoa; Arthropoda; Insecta; Diptera; Culicidae
Product: caspase-like
Exons: 2
Coding region: 131-1021 (296 amino acids)
Biological process (GO): apoptotic process; proteolysis
Cellular component (GO): cytoplasm
Source: RefSeq, a predicted model, not a curated record
CCGAACGGGGGUUUCAUUGUACAAUCCCACCGGGAUGGGUUUGAUGACGAAGAUAUUCCGCAAACGUGGGCUAAUGUUUCAGUUGUAGUCUGACAAAGGUGUGAAGUGGACGAAACUUGGAUUCGGGAUCAUGGAUAACCAAGCGGAUGAGCAAGAUUUUCUUGGAAUGGGAAGCAAAUCUCCCAGUUCUUCGAGGAGUGAAAGAAUCGUCUCGCGACCAACGUUGGACGAAUACUAUGACACCACCUAUGAUCGGAGGGGAAUUGCACUGAUCUUUUCGCAUCUGAAUUUCUCAACGAUGCCGUCCCGAAAUGGUACUGAUAAGGAUCGUGAUGACAUUUCUAGUGUACUGUACGAUUUGGAUUUUGACGUGAGAGUGUUCAAUGAUCUCAGCAGGAAGGAAUUGCUCGAAACGCUCAGGGAAGUAUCCCGUGAGGAUCACACGAAAAAUGAUUGCCUAGUGGUCGUUGUGAUGUCACACGGCGAGCAGGGUGUCCUGUACGCCAGAGACAAUAAGUAUAGCGUUGAUUCGCUUUGGAGACACUUUCUUGGGAAUGCGUGUCCGUCGUUGAUUGGAAAGCCGAAAAUGUUCUUCAUUCAGGCCUGCCGAGGGGAGAAGUUCGAUGAAGGGGUGGUUUUCUCGUCCCCUCAAAUGCGGAACAAACCUAGGGAUAUGGUAGACUCGAGGAGUGAUCAACUGGUUUUCUCUAUCCCCACCAUGGCCGAUCUGCUUCUGAUGUAUUCCACUUAUGAUGGAUACUACUCGUGGCGAAAUCCUCGCCAGGGAUCGUGGUUCAUACAAGCGCUGCAAAAAGAAUUGAAGGAGAAUGGCAAAGUGAAGGAUUUACUGACCCUGCUAACGGGAGUGUCGAGGAGGACUGCAUAUGAGUAUCAAUCAUGCGUUCCGCACGACGAGCGAAUGGAUUGCAUGAAGCAGAUUCCAUGCUUGGUAUCGAUGCUAACAAAGACAUUCUAUUUUACUAAGAAAACAAAGAGUAGGGUUGUGACGACUAUUGAAUGAGAAAAAUAAGAUAUUUUUCGUUAAUAUAUUGUAACCAAAAUCAACGAUGUAUCGACAGAAAAUAAAC